This is a messenger RNA of Pieris rapae (cabbage white), 1015 nucleotides long. RefSeq lists its product as uncharacterized. The transcript has 8 exons. NCBI's taxonomy places the organism in Eukaryota, Metazoa, Arthropoda, Insecta, Lepidoptera, Pieridae. Gene Ontology annotation, biological process: sterol transport. The record is from RefSeq and is a predicted model, not a curated record. Bases 39 to 1004 code for a protein of 321 amino acids. Gene Ontology annotation, molecular function: sterol binding.
AUAAAUCAGAAUGGAUCAGAUUUUUUCAGAUUGUCAACAUGUUCCGACUGUUUCUCUUCGCUUGUGUAUUCAUAUUUGUCAAUGGAAAACCGUCUACAAACGUGAAUCGAUGUGGUAGAAAUUUAGGUGAAUUACCUCUCCAUAUAUAUAUACAGGGCUGCAUAAACCCCCCCUGCCGAGUGGUGACGGGUCAGGAUGUGGUGGUCAACGUUCUCUUCAAAGUUCCUCGUACAACUCGCAGAAUGACGACGAAAGCAUUGGCCAUGUCAUCCAUAAAGUAUGAUCUUAAGGAGUAUGCAGUAACAUGCAAUUAUCUAAAAAACACAAAAUGCCCAGUUUUCAAAGAUCAAAUAGUUGAAUAUAACAUGCGUAUGCGCGUAGAGUCAUGGUUUCCAGCUGUCCGAUCUAUGCCCAUACAGUUUCGAGUUGUAGACGAAAAAGAAGCCCCUAUUUGGUGUAUCAGCACUACGAUCGAAGUGAGAAGACCUUCCCAUAAACAAUUAAUUGUCAACAUGUUUCGACUGUUUGUCAUCGCUUUUGUAUUCAUACUUGUUAAUGGAGAACCGUCUACAAACGUGAAUCAAUGUCGUCAAAAUUAUGGUGGAUUACCUCUCCAUAUAUAUAUAAAGGACUGCAUUGACCAACCCUGCCGAGUGGUGACGGGUGAGGAUGUGGUGGUCAAUGUUAUCUUUAAAGUUCCUCGUACAACUCGCAGCAUGACUACCAAAGCAUUACUUCCUUCAAUCAGAGACUUUGACUAUGAUCUUAAGGAGUAUGCAUUAACAUGCAAUUUUCUUCGGAACACAUAUUGCCCAGUUUUCAGAGAUGAAGUAGUUGAAUAUACUCUGCGUAUGCACGUAGAGUCGUGGUUUCCUGCUGUCCCAUCUAUUCCUAUACUGUUUCAAGUUAUAGAUGAUAAACAAGCACCUAUUUGGUGUAUCAGCACUACCAUCGAAGUGGUAAAACCGUUAAAAACCAUAAACAAUGAGACAUUGACUACAUAAAAACUUUUUCA